Messenger RNA from Stegastes partitus (bicolor damselfish), 2094 nucleotides. Its product is annotated as myotubularin-related protein 9. Gene Ontology annotation, cellular component: cytoplasm. Gene Ontology annotation, biological process: negative regulation of autophagy; phosphatidylinositol dephosphorylation. Gene Ontology annotation, molecular function: protein phosphatase binding. The transcript is spliced from 11 exons. Lineage: Eukaryota; Metazoa; Chordata; Actinopteri; Pomacentridae. The coding region runs from base 326 to 1972 and encodes 548 amino acids. The record is from RefSeq and is a predicted model, not a curated record.
UUUCCAGAGCCGUCUCCUGCUCACCAAGCUGCGUGCGUAAAACAAGGUGUAAGGCCACAGGAGGGGACGGUGAUGUUCAGGAGAGAGAAAAAAUGAAGCCUUUUUCUAUUUUUAGAUUCAUUAUCGUCAAACAAACAGUGCGCAACUGCAGCAGCGCAGCCCAGAAAGCUGUGCGUACAAAGAAGGAAGCUUGCUUUCAUUUUCUAACCAGAGAGGCGUGGAAGUGAUUUGGAGUGAAGGCAACUUGUGCUUGAUCAGAGAAAAUAAAAGAAAGGAGGAAAAAAAGUUGUCUACUGAAGGUGUUUUGGCGUCUGAAGGGGAGCUGAUGGAGUUUUCUGAGCACAUCAAGACGGCUAACGUGGAGGAUGUUGUGCUCAGACAGCCGCUCCACCCGCCGAGCAGAGGAACCCUGUGCAUCACCGGCCACCACCUGCUCUUCUCGGACAGGGAGGAGGGCAGCUCCCGGCAGGUCCUGCUGCUCCUCAGGAACAUCGAUGCAAUUGAGAAAAGUGUGGAAAACCUUUUGGGCUAUUCGGGCUUCUUCUCUAACGCAGGUCUCAGUGAAAGGAUGUCUGGAUCGUCAGGCACGAUUACCAUCAAGUGUAAAGAUCUGCGUGUGCUCCAGCUUGACAUCCCGGGCAUGGAGCAGUGUCUCAACAUCGCGCACUCUAUUGAGACCCUGUCCUGCCUGGACUGUGUGUCGGAGAUGUACCCUUUCUUUUACAGGCCUGCUGACCUCAGCCUGCAGGACCAGUGGGGUCUCUCAACCCCUGAAAAGCACUACAGCCAAAUGAAGGAGCUUUGUGAGAGGUGGAGGCUGAGCAGCGUGAACAGAGACUACUCGGUGUGUCCCUCCUACCCUUCAGCAGUCAUUGUUCCUAACAGCAUCGAUGACAGCACGCUGAAGAAGGUCGCCAAAUUCAGGCAGGGAGGACGCUUCCCUGUCCUCUGCUACUACCACAAGAAGAAUGGCAUGGUAAUCAUGCGCAGCAGUCAGCCGCUGAUGGGAGCCAAUAGGAAGCGCUGCAAGGAAGACGAGCUCCUCCUCCAGGCUGUGAUCGACGGCUCAGACAAAGGUUACAUCAUCGACACCCGCUCCAGUCAGCAGGCUCAACAGGCCCGAAUGACGGGUGGAGGGUUCGAGUCCAAGUCCUGCUACAGCCACUGGAAGAGACUGCACAGGCAGAUGGACAGAGGUAAAGCCCUCCAGGAGAGUCUGAUCAAACUGGUGGAGGCCUGCGGCGACGAGUCCAACAACAUGGACCGCUGGCUCAGUAAGCUGGAGAAUUCAAAGUGGCUGUCUCACGUCCAGACUGCUCUGUCGACCGCCGGCCUGCUGGCGGAGUGUGUUGAGAGGGACGGGCAUUCUGUUCUGGUUCACGGCUCUGAAGGGACAGACUCCUCUUUGCUCAUCAGCACUCUGGCUCAGCUCAUCAUGGACCCUUGCUGUCGUACACUGGAUGGCUUCCUGGCCCUGCUGGAGCGCGAGUGGCUACAGGCCGGACACCCGUUCCAGCAGCGGUGUGCCCGCUCGGCCUACUCCCACGCUCGUCUCCAGCAGGAGUCUCCGGUGUUCCUGCUGCUGCUGGACUGUGUGUGGCAGCUGUGGCGUCAGUUCCCUCUGGCUCUGGGCUUCUCCGAGGCUCUGCUCAUCAGGCUGGCGACCGAAGUCUACGCCUCUGACUACGGCACCUUCCUGUGUAACAGCGAUCAGGAAAGGUGUGCUAUGGGAAUAAAAGAUAAGACUCACUGUUUGUUCCAAGCCUUGCUGAGGCCCGGGGAGAGAGAUUUCUACUCUAACCCGCUGUAUGAGCCCACUGAGCUGGCAAUCUGGCCCUCGGUUCACCCUCAGUCCCUGCAGCUCUGGAGAGGCUUCUUCCUGAGGUGGACCCAGCAGGCUCGUCACCUGGAGGAGGCUCAGGAGGAAAUAAGGAACAUGCUGAUCGAGUGGGGCAAGUUGGCGCUCAGCUGACGCCCCUCCAGCGUGUAUGAACAAGUGAAGACGGUUAAGCUGAAUGUGUUGAACAUGUUUUAAUCUACUGUGUUCUGCUGUACAGUAUUUUUUACUCUUUUAUAAAAAUGGUAAUACCAAAA